UGACCAGCAUUGCACUUGUUGGAAAGCUUAGCUCUUUUCUGACCUUGUUCCGGUGCUGUUCUGGCUUUCCGCGUUCCGCUUUCGGGCUGCUCAUCUGAAUUAUGCCGAAGGUAGUUUCCCGGUCAGUAGUCUGCUCCGACACCCGGGACCGGGAGGAAUAUGACGACGGCGAGAAGCCCCUGCACGUCUACUACUGUUUAUGCGGCCAGAUGGUCCUGGUGCUGGACUGUCAGUUAGAGAAAUUGCCCAUGAGGCCCCGGGAUCGGUCCCGUGUGAUUGAUGCUGCCAAACAUGCCCACAAGUUUUGUAACACAGAAGAUGAGGAGACCAUGUACCUUCGGAGGCCUGAAGGCAUUGAACGACAAUACAGGAAGAAGUGUGCAAAGUGUGGACUGCCACUCUUCUACCAGUCCCAGCCGAAGAAUGCUCCUGUGACCUUCAUUGUGGAUGGAGCAGUAGUCAAGUUUGGCCAGGGUUUUGGGAAAACGAAUAUAUAUACUCAGAAACAAGAGCCUCCUAAGAAGGUGAUGAUGACCAAACGGACUAAAGACAUGGGCAAAUUCAGCUCUGUCACUGUGUCCACCAUCGAUGAAGAGGAAGAGGAGAUUGAGGCUAGGGAAGUUGCUGACUCAUAUGCACAGAAUGCCAAAGUGAUUGAAAAACAGCUCGAGCGGAAAGGCAUGAGCAAAAGGCGGCUUCAGGAGCUGGCUGAACUGGAAGCCAAGAAAGCGAAAAUGAAGGGGACCUUGAUUGACAAUCAGUUCAAAUGAUCAGGACCUUUCUUUGAACCCAUACUGGAGAGAAACAUUUAGAUCAAGAGGAAAAAGAACUUUUUUUUUAUGACUAUGUGGACUGGUUCCUGCCUUUAUGCCUGGCAACAGAAGUAUUUACUUUGCUUCCCUUUGAUUUUCCUACAUUUGGUGAGGUCUUUGAGUCCAUCUCACCUGCUUUUUAGAAAUGGAUUUUUCUAAAUCUUUCUUUGUAUAGGUCUCUACUAUUUUUUAUUGUCCAUUUGAUAUAAACUUCAGCUGUGUAGGGACUAUAAAUAGAUCAGAGCUCUGGUAUUUCUAGUUUCUAAAGCAGCUGUUCUUAUAACUUCAAAGGUAACAGAAAUAUUAAAGAUAAAAAAAUGAUGUGUCAUAAAAAAAGCUUCAUGAAUUAUAUUUAAAGGUAUAUCAAGUCAGAUCUUUUUAAGUGAUUGUCCCUAUUCUUAGGCCAGUGGGUAUUGGCUAUGGUUUCAGUCUCUACUGUCAGAGAAAAAUCCAUAAAAAGCCAGAAUCUGCAUAAAGCUUCCUUUACUUUAAGUGUUAAAGCUGUAGGUGAGCCACCCGUUAUCAGGCUUUGUACUUAAAAAAGGGAAAGCCAGAUUGGGGUGAAUGGGAGGACAGCUCAGAUUUGAAUGAAAAUGGGGUCUGGUGUGGGUACAUGGGAAAGGGACAUAGAAUAAGAAAUGAUACUUAGAUAAACAAAAGUAUCUGUUGAGUAUUUUUUAUUUCACAUUUGCUCUUUGUGGAGGAAUGUUUGUAUGUAUAAAUACUUAAUGUCAUGCUGUUUAAUUGAUAACGUUAUGUAGUAUUUGUAUCCAUGUUUUUAUCUGUUCAUCUGUAUUACAAGGUGUUGGGGCAGGAGUGUUGAAACCUCCUUGUAUUACCUACAAUGGGUUUUACUUAGUAGGUGCCCAAGGCAUGUAUGAGGUACUGUUGAGAAAUAGUGGGACAUUUUUCUUUGCUUUUUUUCUGAUUUCCUGAUUUGGAUGGCAAAGUAGGUUAGAGUGGGGUAGAUGUGAACUAGCAAGAACUGGGAGAAAGUGGGUGGGGUGUCUUGGGAAAGCUGGGGGUGGAGCUGUGUUGCCAUCUGCCCAAUUAUUGGGCAUCCAAUGUGGUCUUUGCAAGCCAAAUCUUCCUCUCCACUUCAUUUCCUACCUUCAUUCUGAGAGAUAAUUAGGCCUCACCUAGAAAAGCAACCAUAAUGGCCUCAGAAUUCUUUGACCUCAACUCCAAACAAUGACCUUUACUCUCAUUCACUCCCCUGUAGCCACAAACUCCCAUGACCACAGCCUGGAUGUCAUCUCUACCACCUCUGAAAGCCACUAUUCUGUUCUCUCACUGUGAUCUUCUGACAUUGCUCCUCUCAUAUUCUUCACUGCCACUAAACCUGUCUUGUUUUGUUUUUAUAUUUGAAGGCUGAUUAUGUUAUUAGUAGUAAUCAUUAGAAGCAAUAAUGGUAAUAAUGGUAAUAAUGAUAAUACUAGCUACUUUUUGUGAAGUACUUACUCUGUGUCAGGUACCAUGGAAAGCACCAUAUAAGUAUUAUGUUAAUUUCAACGAAACUGAUAAUCCUAUGUGAUGGGAUUAACUACUACCAUUCUCCUUUUGUAAGCAAAUUCUCUGAGGCUCCAAGAGUUUAAAUUUCCCAAGAGCCCAUGGCCUGUGUGAUACAAUGAAUUAUAAAAAAUACAUAUUUGGUCAUUCUUAUGGCCAAAUGUGUAUUUCUCAGGCAUAUGUGGUCUUCCUCCAGUUUGUGAAAACACUGCAAUGUUAAAAGUGAAACAGGUGUUUUAUCAUGUUAAUGAGAGACUUUUGGACUUCCACCCAAGGAUGGGGGCUGGACGUUGAAUCACCCAAUGACCAAUAAUUUCAUCAAUCAUGACUAUGCAAUGAAGCCCUCACAAGAACCUUGGACAAGAGCUUGCUCAUUCUCUCUGCAUUCUGCUCUGCCUGCUCUACUUGGUUGGAUAUGGAUCCUGCUUCUUGGUCAGAGAAGAGCUUCGAUGCUUGGUGAACCAGAACGCCUCCACAUGCCACCAAGCCAGCCCCGAAGCUCCACAAGGAUAGAAGCUCCUUAAUUUGUGACCUUUCCCUAUGUCUCUGUUCAUCUGGCUGCUAACUUGUGUCCUUUAUGGUAUCCCUUAUUAAACUGGUAAACCUAAA
Manis javanica (Malayan pangolin) is the source of this 2930-nucleotide messenger RNA. RefSeq names its product STING1 ER exit protein 1 (gene STEEP1). The record is from RefSeq and is a predicted model, not a curated record. Gene Ontology annotation, biological process: endoplasmic reticulum membrane organization; endoplasmic reticulum to Golgi vesicle-mediated transport. NCBI's taxonomy places the organism in Eukaryota, Metazoa, Chordata, Mammalia, Pholidota, Manidae.